ACUGCACUUCAUUGAUUCAGCUGAUCUCGGAGAGACAAGACCACGCCGAUUUUUCGACCGUUGUUUUUUUCCGCUUCUUUUUUUUCUUUUUCUCCUCCUCGUGUUCGUGUGUUUUGUUGGCGGCCGGAUUUUGACAGUGCUCCUCGUUUGCCACACAUAGUGUGUGUGUGUGUGCUGUGUUGUGUGUUUUUCAACUCGAACCAAACAAAGCCAAAUUUCGCCAAUACCCACCGGGAUUUUCGGCAACCGGAAAUUUAUAGUUGCACAUUAUAAUUCGUGUUGCAGUCGCACUUGGCAGAAGAAGAGGAACAAGAAGAUUGAUUGAUGCUUUUGUCACCCGGCUCCGCUGAGAAAGUGUCCAAAAUUCGCGUCAAGAACCGAGAACCCGUGCCCUCCUAUCGGAUGGAUCGCAACGACGAUGAAAUCGAUGCGAUGAUGUCGGACGGGGAGGGCGAUUCGAGUGACAACUUGGAUCGUGACGAUUCGAGCGACGACGGAGAUCUGGACGACGGUGUUGGCAACGACCACCAGCUGAAGCGACAGGACGGCGGUGAUAUGGAACAAGAAAUGCAGGUCCAUCAGGCGCUGUUGCGGCAGGCCGAAGCGGCCGCUCACAUGCAAAAUCUGAUGCAGUCGCAAUUGGGUUUGUCGAUCGGCUCUGGAUUUCCCAACUUGUCCAACUUCCCCGGCCUGCCGGGCAUGGCCGGUUUGGGUGGUCUCCAUCCCGACUUGCAGGCCCAACUCCAGGCUCACAUUCAAGCCCUGAGUGGACAGGGCGGCGGUGGCGGAGGUGGCGGUGGACAGCAAGGCACAGGCAACGGGACGAGCAACGGCCACGGCAGCAGCAGCGGCAACGAGAGCCAAUCUCCACCGGCCGGCAUGGGUCCACCCAAGACGUCGUCUCCGCUGUCUGGCCUCAACAACGCCUCUCAAAACAGUUUGCUGAGCCUGGCCAAUUCGAGCCACCACAGCCUGACGACUCCGGCCUCGUCGCCGUACAACAACAAGCAACGCCACCACUCGAACGCGGCCAUUAGUCCCCGUCGCGGCGGCAACGGCCAGCAGCACCACCACAACCACCACCACCACAGCAAAGACUCUAAAGACGACUUGGAUCAAGACUCGAUGGACGGCUCAUCGUCGCCUUCGCCUCCCGCUUCCAUGCUGGCCAGCAUCGCGGCGGCCGCUUCGGCCCUCCGCUCUCCUUCCGGCGGACUCUUGCCGCCCUCGUCGGCCGCUUCGCAUCAUCCGUAUCUGGCCUCGGCCUUCUCCAACGCUCUCGGCGGCCUCUCCGCCCUGACGAGCGGACUCUCGGUCGGCGGCAGCAACGGCGGGGCUCACGGCUCGGCCCACGGUGGCCAGCACCCACCUCUGACCCCAUCGCCUUCGUCCGACUCGCCACAGCAGACGGACGCACCCCGGGGGGCCCCCAAUUCUUCUCAGCAGUCGUGGACUUUUGAAGAGCAAUUCAAACAACUGUACGAGUUGAAUGACGAUGCCGGACGCAAAGCCUUCCUCGACGAACUCUUCGAUUUCAUGCAGAAAAGAGGAACGCCAAUCACCCGUUUGCCGAUCAUGGCCAAGCAGGUGCUGGACCUAUACGAGCUGUACAACCUGGUGGUGGCCCGCGGUGGCCUCGUUGACGUCAUCAACAAGAAAUUGUGGCAGGAGAUCAUCAAAGGCCUACACCUGCCAUCAUCCAUCACAUCUGCCGCAUUCACUUUGCGCACUCAGUACAUGAAGUAUCUGUAUCCGUACGAGUGCGAGAAGGAAAAGUACAGCUCGCCCAACGAGUUGCAGGCGGCCAUCGACGGGAAUCGGCGAGAGGGCCGGCGUUCCAGCUACGGCGCUUACGCCGACUUGGUGCCACGCGGCAACGGAGGCGGCGGCGGCGGCGGUGGCGGCGGAUCGAAUGGCGGAGGUGGCGGCGGGAGCGUGUCGGGCGCUGCCCAGCACGCGGCCUCGCUUAGCGCUCUCGCUUCGCACAUGUCGCACAUGUCGCCGCUCAGUCUCGUCUCUCGUCCGUCCGCCCUCAACGGAAACGGACACCACCACCGACCAGGAUCGGAUUCGCCGCCCAGUCAAUCGCCACAUGAAGCCCUGGCUGAGUUGAAUAUGUCACGCAUCCACCUGUGGAACAUUUACAACAGUUUGGGCGGUGACGUAGGCGGCGAUAUGGCCGCCGCCAUGGCCGCCGCCUCUCGUUUCCUACCCCAAACAGCCGCCACUGCCGGAACAGGAUCGUCGGGAUCCCAGCCACCUCAGACGGAAGCUCUCAACCUGGCCGCCGAGCAGCACGCUGCCGCUCAGGCCGCUGCCGCCGCCGCUGCCGCUGCCCGCGCCCUCGAACUCAACAAGGAGAACAAGGACAAGGAUCGCGAAUCUGGCGGAAACAAGAGCCGACGCGAGCGGAAGGAGGAGGAGCGCGAGAAACGGGAUCGCGAUCGCAGUUAUGAAAUUCACGAGGACCGUUCGCAGUCUUCAAUCCGCAUCAAGGAAGAGUCGCUCAUGCAGGAUGGGCCCCCGGCCAAUAAGCGCCUUCUUCUCGAUGAUGACGUCAGUCUCAACAUGCGAAUGACGCCCAUUGGACUGCCCGGAGCAAACAUCAAAAUUACCAGCAGAGGUGACACCCGCACAAAUGACAAUUCUCUUGUGGUCAGUAUGGAGAUCAACGGCAUCGUUUAUCAAGGCGUCCUGUUCGCCCAGGCGGCGGCCGCCGCUGCUGCCGCCACCGCCGCACUGACACCGGCGCGAGGUCGAUUAGCCUAAGACUGUGCCUCAUCACACACAUCGCCCUUCAGCCUUCACUAAGCCUUUAUCUCUCGUUCUCUAUUUCUCCCAAUAUGUGUGUGUGUGCGUGUGUGACUGUGUGUGUGUGUUCAAACUAUCAAUCGUGUCCGUUCAAUUCACACAAUCCCAGAUUGACCGAAACAAAAUCCAUUGCCGAAGACAACAUGAACAAAUAUUUUGCCGGCCCUUAUUAAUAGCCGUACGUUCUCUUUUCUCCUUGUCCUCCCCCGCCCCCCGACACCAUCACUUCUAUCGUAUUACUUUGGUUUGUUGUCCGGCGACCCAAUUUUCAUACUUCAGCAAAGAGUCAGCAAUUUCAUUAUGACGAGUGUAGAUCUGUUGGGUAUUCACUUAUUUUUUUUUUUGUUUUUGUUUUAUUUUUAUUUUCUUUUGUCGCCUUCACGUUGGGUGUAAUCAAGUCGAAUGUCUUCAUCGUUCGAACCAGACGGAAACCGUUUCCCACCUACUCUGACACGAUUCAAACUAGUUUCAGAUGUCGACCGCGAUCGUGAUGAUGAUGGUGUCUCAUCAUCAUUUGCCCUUGCCUCAAACAAGUUAAAAAACAAAACAAAAAAAGAAACAAAAAAACAACGAAAUGAAGUUCUAUUUUUUUCCCUCUCUGACUUUCAAAUUCUCUUCGUGUCUUUUUGUGUCGAGUGUCGAUUCAAUCCGUUCAUCGCGGCAAAAUGUCACAAGUUGCGCAUCAUCACUGUCGAGUGGAAUCCCAAUUGUGUUUAGCGUGUGUCUUGUUCAUUCACGGUUUAUUUAGCGUCGUCAGAGCAGAUCAAACAUGAUGGCCGUAGCAGGGCUCUGCAGUGCAAUGUUUUUAAAAAAAUCAAAAUACUAGAUCGAGAGUGUGUACGGAGAUAGUUCCAGCCGCCGCCCCCCUCUCUACCCCCCUUUACCCCCUGUUAGUUAAACUCUGAUCCCGAUUUCAUUCAUCUUCAAAGCCUUAUUAUUCUUCUCUUCAAACAUGACGCGUGGAAAUGGGGGGAUUCAUAAGAAAGAAACAAAGAAAAGUUAAUUGAAAUUUAUAUUAAGGUCGUAGAUCUCAGGGACUGACUUUCUUUUUUUACAAAAUUUGGGUUUCGAAAAAAAAAUGGUAUGAAUUAAAAAAUAAAUAGCAAUCAAACUAAUGAACAAUAAAAAUACAAACUAUGUCGAUGACGAAUUGAUCACAUUACGGGAGAGGGGCGAAUCUACGAUUUUUGUGCGUUACCUUCCACCCUUUUUUUGUUCUGACGGAAACAAUCCCGGCAGAAGAUGGGUGCGUAUUUGUAAACUAGACCCCCUCCACACACAAUCCCUCCCCCCACUACCACCACCACCCACUCCACCCCCCAACCAUUUGCCUAUCUACUUCGGCCGGAAACAUAUCCCCUCACUACCCAAAGCUCUCUCCUUCAAUGUUUGCCUUCGUCGAGUAUAGCAAUUUCUUAGAGACCGUUAGUGGUUUUUUUGUCCUUUUUAACUGGAAAUCGUUAUCAAUAGUUUUUUUUUCUUCUCUUGUUUUGUUUACGGUCUUCACAAUGUUCCCAUUUUCGAGCGAAGCAGCUCGUUCGUCAGUUGUUUCUAUUUGUCAUGAUCUAUUUUCUUUUGUCUUCUGAAUAUGUGCGGUAUUUUUUUCUCUCUCUCCCGUUUUUUUCAUUUUCAUUUUCAUUUUCUCGGUAAACGACGUCCUCGUUCGUUUUAUUCACAUUUUCCACCCCAUGACCCUUUUUUCAGUGAAUCCGGGUGGUUUUCAGUGACAACUGAAAUUGUGUGCGUGUCUACCUUUUUUUUCUCUCUCUCUCUUUCAAUUAUUAGUAUUAUUAUUAUUAUUAUUCAUAUCCAAAUAAGGCGCCAUUAUUUUGAAAAAAUGAAAAAUAAAAAAAAUCACGUCAUUACUACGUGACAUUACGGUUUCUUCUCAACGACUGAAUAGUUUCACACACAAGAAUCAUUUCGACUGGCCACGAUCAAACGAAAAUCUCCAAGUGCCUUUUUUUUGUUGUAUUCAGAAAAAAUCCAUUUCACAAUUGUUUGCCAGUAGUUUCUUGUGUGCGAAUUCUAAUCGACCUCCCCCAUCUUUCCCCUCACUUUAGUUUUACCAUAUUUUUAUUAGUUUUCGAUGAUGACGUUCUCUACCAUUUCUGUUCCAGUGCGUUUGUGUGUGUGUUUGUUCCUGUGUGUGUGUGUGUGCGCGCGUGUGUGGGUUUGCGAAUAUGUUAAAGCGUAUCUGAACUAUGGCUUCUCUUGUUUGUUUGAUUUUUUUUUCCACCGUCAAUCACGUAUUCUUAUAGGCUGUUUCUACUCUCCAAGUGUGUAUAAUAAAUACAACAGAAAAACCUUUAAAAAA
Daphnia pulex (common water flea) is the source of this 5128-nucleotide messenger RNA. Its product is annotated as protein dead ringer-like. Gene Ontology annotation, cellular component: nucleus. Gene Ontology annotation, molecular function: DNA binding. The record is from RefSeq and is a predicted model, not a curated record. NCBI's taxonomy places the organism in Eukaryota, Metazoa, Arthropoda, Branchiopoda, Diplostraca, Daphniidae. The transcript has 9 exons. Gene Ontology annotation, biological process: regulation of transcription by RNA polymerase II. The coding region runs from base 325 to 2769 and encodes 814 amino acids.